Molecule: messenger RNA, 645 nt
Organism: Glarea lozoyensis ATCC 20868
Lineage: Eukaryota; Fungi; Ascomycota; Leotiomycetes; Helotiales; Helotiaceae
Exons: 1
Coding region: 1-645 (214 amino acids)
Source: RefSeq, a predicted model, not a curated record
AUGAAUCAAUCAAUCCCACCAAUCCUCGAACCCGUCUUCUGCUGCGGAAAAGCACACCUGACCUGGACAUCCCAAAACAACAAACCCUGGCACAACCCCGACCGCGAACUUCACGACAGAAUAUACGGAUCCUUCUUAAGCUUCGCCGUCAAGCGCCAAAAAAUCUACAACUUCAAUUCCCGCAUCUUCAACCUCCCACCGCGAAGUCGAGAUCCACCUGUCCCUCAACCCUGGGUUCCCCAUGACGUCCUGUCGGAUGAAGCAGUAGCCAAUAACCCAAUCAAGGACGACACGCCGUAUUGCAUUCACGUCAUCUCGCGCGAUGAUUUCGGGCUGGCGUAUUCACAUCGCUACUACGCGAUUCCGAAGAAUUUGAAUGAGGAUUGGACGGAGAUAAGCCAUGUGCACUGGUUCGCGCAGGGGUAUAAGUUUAGGGAUGUUGUGGAUAGAUGGGAUUUGAAGUGUCAGAUUGAUCAUGAGACGUUUUUUAGGUUGGAGUUGAGGCCAAAUUUGGAUUUGAGGAAGACGGUGAAUGUGGUGGCUGUUUUGCCGCAGAGGAGAGUGUGUGGGGGGAUGGGAAUGGGAAUGGGAGGGGCAAGGGGAGGCGGAAAGGGAAAGGGAAAUGGAAAGGGGCGGAGAAGAUGA